Messenger RNA from Pisolithus orientalis, 420 nucleotides. RefSeq lists its product as uncharacterized. NCBI's taxonomy places the organism in Eukaryota, Fungi, Basidiomycota, Agaricomycetes, Boletales, Pisolithaceae. The coding region runs from base 1 to 420 and encodes 139 amino acids. The transcript is spliced from 3 exons. The record is from RefSeq and is a predicted model, not a curated record.
AUGGCUGAGGCCAUCUGUGCUGGAACUUUUGAUCUCACCAGGGACCGUCUCCCUGCUGGAUAUGUCACCUUUUGCGAGACUAAUGCUGAACACCCAGACCCGGCAUUUCGUUACCCACUACCAGAUGGAUCACGAACUAAACGCAGGAUAGAAACCAGCGCCACUACAACUCAUAUCAUCCUGGGCACGACAGUCUGCAGAGAGGGACGCAGCGAGAGCGCCACCAACCCCACUACUGCAGUUCGUAAGGAGCCUGGAACCCUGGACGAACUGCUCGACACAAUCAUCAAUGCUGAACCUGUUCCCACAGGUGGUGAUGCUAGCACUGGUCUCAGUCCGGGUACGAAAUUCAUCAUUAUCCUACUGCUCUAUCUCAUCCUCACGAACUCGAUCUUAGUCGUCUCGAGUGUGACCAUUUGA